This is a messenger RNA of Cetraspora pellucida, 211 nucleotides long. The record is from the annotation of a GenBank genome assembly. Lineage: Eukaryota; Fungi; Glomeromycota; Glomeromycetes; Diversisporales; Gigasporaceae.
AUGUAUAAAUGUUUUGGAGUCGCUUUAACAACUCCAUUAGUCGCAAGACAAAAUGGUCUACCUUUAUGUGAUCUAGGAAAACUGAUACUCUGUUCGAUUACUCUCAGUCUCGAUAGAGAUCCCCUUGAAGUAGUUCUUGUUGAAAAAGGUGUUAUAUGUACUAAAAAUAAACUUGCCAAUUGUACAAAGGGCGACGAUGAAGUUGCUAAAU